Molecule: messenger RNA, 836 nt
Organism: Lathyrus oleraceus (garden pea)
Lineage: Eukaryota; Viridiplantae; Streptophyta; Magnoliopsida; Fabales; Fabaceae
Exons: 3
Coding region: 52-558 (168 amino acids)
Biological process (GO): microtubule-based process
Cellular component (GO): cytoplasmic dynein complex
Molecular function (GO): dynein intermediate chain binding
Source: RefSeq, a predicted model, not a curated record
GCGUUAGAUUUCCAAGCUUAGUAAUAUUGAUCAGUAAUCACAACCAGAAUUAUGGCAAACAAGAAGAAGAACAAGAAGAUCAUGAAGAUGAAUCCCAAGUCAGCACCAUCAACUACAGAAUCCAUUUCUGACUCACUACCAUCAACUGCAGAAUCCAUUUCUGACUCACUACCAUCAACCGUGAACCACAUUUACAACAUACCAGCAUUACAACAAUCCAGGGUGAACCCCGUUUCCGACUCACCUCCAUCACCUCUAUCACCGCGAACACCACUGCCACCUGAUUUCUUCAAGAAUACCGUCAUCGUCAGGAGUAAUGACAUGAGCUAUAAAAUGAGAUAUGAGACUUUUGAUAUCACAGACAAUGCGUUUAAGAAACACUUUUUGAAGGACAGAGAUAUUGCUCAGGAGAUAAAGACAGAGUUUGAUAAAAGACAUGGCCUCAAUUGGCAUUGCGUCGUUGGUACUAGCUAUGUCUCAUAUAUAACUUACAAGAAAAAACAACACAUUUAUUUCUAUAUGAGUGGAAAAGCAGUUUUACUUUUUAAACAUGGAUAGCCAGUCCUAUGAAGUUUAACGGUGCAAAAGUUGAGAGAAGAAUGAAACUUGUCUUGUGAUUAUGCUAAGCUGGUAUAUAGUGUGCAUUGGAGGUCACAUUUUCAAUUUACAGUCUUCUGGUGCGGGCUAUGGAUUUUGGAGUGUCCCUGGUGUAUGAAUAUACUGAUAUUAUGUAUGCUUUUACUGGUUGAACCUUGUUUCGUUUAUAUUUUCCUGCAUAAUUCUAGCAUAGCUUUUGUUUCGUUUAUAUAGUGUUAGGGAUGAGUUCUUGAGUUUUA